Molecule: messenger RNA, 1844 nt
Organism: Durotheca rogersii
Lineage: Eukaryota; Fungi; Ascomycota; Sordariomycetes; Xylariales; Xylariaceae
Product: snare-like protein
Exons: 4
Coding region: 603-1295 (230 amino acids)
Biological process (GO): endoplasmic reticulum to Golgi vesicle-mediated transport; retrograde vesicle-mediated transport, Golgi to endoplasmic reticulum; vesicle fusion with Golgi apparatus
Cellular component (GO): Golgi membrane; endoplasmic reticulum membrane; SNARE complex
Molecular function (GO): SNAP receptor activity
Source: RefSeq, a predicted model, not a curated record
CCUAGGGAUAUGUACAUAGAUAUACCUAUAUGAGGUCAACAUAUAUCUUAAGUACCUCAUAUAGGUACCUCCUAUAUAGAGGUACCUAGAUCGUCAACCCCUUCAAUUGCUAAGUGCCUCGGUGGGUACUAACGGCCUGUACCGAACCAGCCAGUUCUUUGACAGACCGUUGCGGCGCAAAGACGACAGACACUGAAUCCACCCCCUAUACCCAUUUGCACUUCUAUCUUCCACGCAUCGCGCCCUCCAAUGCCUCAAAACUGAAUAGAAGCCGGAGGGAGACAGAAAUCUGAGGGGGUCGCACAAGCAGUGUGACAUCCUGCGUACGGAACAAGAGGGGCAACGGCGUCGGCCUGUCAGUUGGAGCUGCCUGAGCCGGCUUGCCUGUUUAUAGGUUCAAGACACGUACGCGAUUGAGAUUAGCCCCGGCGGCGUCCUCCUAGCUGCCAGCUUCACCACGUAUACUACUGAAUAUCUCCUACCUCCCACACCACCAAGACCAAACGCAACACCCAACCCAACACGCGACCGCUUCCCAGGCCUAUCCCCCAGAUCGAACCACACCCAUCCUACCCAGCAGAAAACCCACAUAGCAGCCAGAGAUGAUUCGGUCAACGCAGAUAGCCCGUCUGGGCGACGGCUUGAUGCUCUGCGCAUCUGUCGACGAUGAACAAUCAGACUCCCCCCUCGCCGAAGUCAAGUCGCAAACGAAGAUCAUAUUACGGAGGUUGAACCGUAACGCCGAACCGCAAGCGAGCAUCGAGAGCGGCAACUACACCAUACAUUACCUCAUCUCCGAAGACAUAGUAUACAUCUGCAUUAGCGAGCGCGCGUACCCGCGUAAGCUCGCUUUCACCUACCUGGCCGAGCUCAGCAGCGAGUUCGCGCAGACGUACGGGCCCCAGCAGGUGCGCAGCAACCCGUCGCUGCGGCCGUACGCGUUCAUGGAGUUCGACACGUACAUGUCGCGCACCAAGGCGCUCUACGCCGACGCGCGCACCGCCGCCGCCGCCGCCUCGGCCGCCAACAGCGGCGGCGGCAACGCCGGCCUCGGCCGCCUCAACGACGAGCUCCGCGACGUCACCCAGGUCAUGACUAAGAACAUCGAGGACCUCCUCUACCGCGGCGACUCCCUCGAGCGCAUGGGCGAGAUGAGCUCCCGCCUCCGCGACGACUCCCGCCGCUACCGCAAGGCCGCCGUCCGCAUCAACUGGGACCUGCUCAUUAAGCAGUACGCCCCCAUCGGCGCCUUCGUCCUCAUCGUCCUCGUCUUCGUCUGGUUCCGCUUCUUCUGAUGUCUGCUGCCCCCCCGCUCUGCAGAAGCUGCGCUCAUAUCGCCGCGCGGUGAUCGGUUAAGAAGGGAAGAGGUUCGCCGACUCACGCCCGCUCUGGCCCGCCCGCGGAGACGCACACGGAGAGAUUGAGAUGCCGAGAACACUAUGUGUAUUUGUUGGGGAAGCGAGAUAGGUGUCGUUGUCCGCCGACGUGACGGGCUGGAGCGCGUGUUGUACAUACUGGGGCAUUGCGUGGGUGCGAUAUUCAUCCACAAAUAAUCGAAAAACGGCAUCACACGAGAGAGGGGCGUAGGGUGCAUGGACUGUUGGGAACGAGGGUUCCUCUUGGUGUAGUGCGGGACGAGGUGUGUGAGCUAUGCCACUAACGCCUCGGCACAUGUGUGUGGGACGGUCGUGUAUGAAGCAAGAGAAUUUGUCCCGACCUAGGGCGAGAUCCCCCUGAUGGCGCCGGGUUCUCUCGCGGCAAGACGUCGUUGUUCUCUAGGCAGAGCGAAGUCUCCCGCCGCAGGAUAAAAUACUAUAAUAAUGCUACUACUAUUGCUGCUGCUA